This is a messenger RNA of Homarus americanus (American lobster), 5527 nucleotides long. Its product is annotated as serine/arginine repetitive matrix protein 1-like. Lineage: Eukaryota; Metazoa; Arthropoda; Malacostraca; Decapoda; Nephropidae. The transcript is spliced from 15 exons. Gene Ontology annotation, cellular component: cilium; stereocilium tip; stereocilia ankle link complex. Bases 945 to 4790 code for a protein of 1281 amino acids. The record is from RefSeq and is a predicted model, not a curated record. Gene Ontology annotation, biological process: rhabdomere development. Gene Ontology annotation, molecular function: protein binding.
GCUCUCUGCUGUGCCGCCACUAGAGUCUGUCUAUGUUUACUGUGUCGUUGGAGAGGAUUUUGAAGAACUUUGAUCAUGUUUGGUGUUGUGACUCCGACCAGUGCUGUGUGUUGUGAUGGUGUUAAAUGUGUUGUGACAGUGAUGAGUGUUGCUGUGCGUUACUGUAGUGUGUUGUGGCUCUGUCAUUCGGUGUUAUGUCAUGCUGUGAUGUGCUGAAGGAGAAUGUUCUGUGAUCUUGUGAGCUUGUUGUGUCGUGGCAGGAAAGAAUAGCACCGACGGACGACUGAAACCAAUCAACGUUCGCUUUUCCAUUCACAACACUGAAUAGAAAUUUUAAAACACUCAAAUAAAAAAAAAGACACCCCCCCCCCUUACCCAUCAAAAAAGAAAUAUGCGUAGUGGAUUCUGGGAAAUAUUGUGGACAAUAAAUUUUCCCUCGUGUGGCACUGCGGUUGAGAGUACGCGUCGUGUAGCUAUCACCGGUGUCUUGGCUUGGUAUUAGACUGAUCACCAGUUUCUCGUCGAGGAGAUCAUAAUCGCAGGGAAAACUAGUCACUUUCAUUUUUUGUAAGGCGAAGAGUGAGAGCGGGUCAUCCCGGCCCAUUAUUUGGAGCCCUCGUGCAUGAGUGGCAGUGGAUCACGCUGACGAAGACUCUAGAGUAGACAAACUAUCUAUCUAUCAUCUCUGGACGUGGUAGUAGUAAUGGGUCUGGACUCUGUGAUAGCCAGAGACACAAAAAAUACAUGUGGAUGAUCAGUGGAGAUAAGAUUGGAACUUGUUGGGUUGUGCAGGACUAGUGAGUGUGUCGGACAGUGAGGGAGGGUGACAGUGUAUGUGUGCUGGGGAGGUAGUGUGCUGUUGAGGUGCACACACACACACACCACCGACUGCAUCUUACUCCUCCACCACGAUCAACUCGUCUGUGAUGUUGUGAGGCAGCAGUAUGCGAGUGAACAUGCACGAAGGCGGCUUGAUGGAGGUGGAGGACCCCCUGGAAGUCCCUCCUGGCCACGCCCUGGUCUCCCACACGCAGCCGUACGCGUCUUCGGCAACGGCGAGUGGUGGGGGCGGGAGGAUCAAGGUGGUGAGGCUGAUCAGGAGGAACGGGGAGUCGUACGGGUUCAGCCUGCGGGGAGGGCGGGAACACGGCACCGGCUUCUUCAUCUCCCACGUUGAGUCUGGCUCAGAGGCCUUCCUCCAGGGCCUCAGGGCGGGUGACCAGGUGCUGCGAGUGAACAACAUGUGUGUGGAGCAGGCAGUCCACAGGGAGGUCACGGCCAUGGUCCAGAGCAAGUCCUCAGUCCUCCUCAAGCUCAAGAGUGCCGGUAUCAUACCCCUUAAGGAACAUCGAGGAGACCCUCUUACAUGGCUGGUAGUGGACGACGAUGAGGACCUGUCAGAUCACGGUACAGAUUCUUACAGCCAAUCAUUGCCGUCCUGUUCAGCCCACGAGAGUGAGUUCGAAUCUUUCCAUCAUUCCCAUCCAGGCACGUCACAGCCAGUGGCGGGGAAUGAAGGUUACGCGAGAGUGUUCCUUUCGUGUAGUGGGAAAGUUGGCCUUGGCUGUAGCAUUUGCAAAGGCCCAGCUGAGAAACCCGGCAUCUUCGUGCAGAGUGUGCGGGUGGGCGGCGUGGCCAAGAAUGCUGGACUCCGGCCUGGUGACCAAAUUCUUGCCUGUAAUGACAUCAGUUUUGCACACCUCGAGUUUGCUGAGGCUGUGUAUGUGCUCAAGUCAUCGCCCCGCCUGGCCUUAGAUGUUUUACGUGGAGCUGGCCUCGACCUGGUGGCUGGUGAGUCCUCUGGAUAUAACUCUUCAGCAUCUUCAGUUGCAGGAGACCAGACACCACCAUCUUCCUCCUCCGACCCGAGGGAUUCUGAUCAUAGUGUCACAACAAGACUGAGUGCUGUGAGUCGCCACCUAAACCUGGACAGGGCACGAGGAUGGCGGGAGAUCGAAUCAGAGUGGGCUGAAGCUGAGGCCGAAGAGAAAAGGAGACAGCUGCAGUCUUCUCAGAAGACUCUCAAAACCAGGGCUCAGCGUGAUGCCAGCCACAGGCUCAGCUCUGUUGGCAGUCGGUCUCUCAGCAAUCUAAGUGCUGCCCUCAGAGAAGAGGAUGAUGAAGAACAGCGAACAGCUUUCCGGGAUGGUUCACCUUCUUACACUCACAGUAUUUCAUCUACCCGCACUCUUUUAACACCUACACAUGCCCACUACAAGCCCAUUCUGCGAAGCACAAGAUCUAGUAAUGAUGUUACAGAAGACACUAAUCACAAAAUUGCCCUGGUCACUUCAGCAGACCCCCAUGUUAACAAUAUUGUGGUGAGUGGUGGCCCCAAGGAUGAGAGAGAUGCAGUCUUUCGUCUGGACCAACUCUCCAGUCCCUCUGCCAGUAGGACAUCUACACUGAGUAGUGGCAUGUCCCAAGUGACUGUGCGGUCAUCCUCGGGCAGUGGAAGCUCACCUUCAGUAGGCAAAGCAGCAUCCCCAGUGGUGACACCAUCAGUGGUGGAGCAGCAAUUACGGGAAUUAAGAGAAGAACAAAGGCGGUUAAAAGAGGAGGCCAAUAGACUUGCACAUGAGCGACGGAAAUUUGAGGAGGAGAAGCGUCGUGGGCUAGAGAGAACCCAGAGUGCCCCAUUGGCUCCCCUGGUGAUCACCUGCUCGGGGCAGUCCCUACUCCCUCACCUUCAGCCGCCCCCCAGCCCCACCUCAUCCAUUGGUAGUGGCCGGCACACUACCAGGGUUCUCAUCAAGUCCCCGCCACCACCACCACCGCCACGUAAAAACACCACUACCUUAACUUCCCAACAUAGCAGCUUCCAGCCCAAUCAGGUAUCCCCUCCAGCAUCCCCAGCACACAGCAGCAGCAGCAGCAGCGGCGUUGGAUCAUCUUGUGGAUCUGGUGCUCCACCACGACGCUGCAAGAGUAUUGGUUCAUUAUCGGCUAGCAGUGGUGAAAGUGCAGUGUGGGAAGAACUACCCAUUGCAAACCGUGUUCUGCCAGUCAAUAUCCAUCCAACAUUCCGAUCCACAAUGCCACCUCCCACGCCCCCAAAACCACCUGCACCUCCUAGCACACAUUCAAAUAGCAUCAGUGGGCCACCAAUAGUAGUGGGUGCCCCUCCUCCACCUCCACCUCCUCCUCCACAGCCUACCUCUUCCAUCCCUAAACCUAGCUUAGCUGCUGCCCUUAAUAGAGAACUGGAACGCCGCUCCGCACAGGAAGUUCAUCUUGGACUAAAUGGUGAUGACAAAACAAAAGCUCAAGUGAUUGAGGACAAAAUUGAUGCUUUCAAGAAAGACAAACCGAAGGCAGGACCAGCUGAUUCUAAGCGAGCUCAACAUGAUAAGUUAAUGGAAGAAUUCAAACUUGCUCACAAGAAAAUGUUCACAACAAACGACAGUGCCAGUGAAGAUAAUAAAGAAGAAAAAAACGAGUCAAACAUGUUGAGUCACCCUAAAGUGACCAGAACACUUCCCACUCAAGUAGAAAUUUCAUCCAGAAUUAUAAGCAACAGCCCUAUUAACAAAAAUCUUGAUGUAGCACACACUAAAAAGAAAGUGACAACUUCCAUCCUGACCAAUGAUCUAAGCCCACCAAAUGGCAUCAAUUCCAAAUCAAAAUUUAUCAGGAAAGAGGAGAGCAGCAGCAGCAGUAGCAACAACAAGGAAAUUGUUAACAACAACUCUUCUAGCAACAAAACCAGUUCAUCAACAUCAGUUGCAAGACAGGUACCUCUUCCUACUCCACAUCCCCCUCCACCACCACCUCCCCCUCCUCCUCUCCAAAAUUUCCUAAGUUGCAGAAAAAACAAUUUCUCCAGCACAUCUGUACCUGGCAGCAGCAAAGCUGUACAUAUACCACCUCAUACUAAUAAUAAGUCUUCUUCAAGCCCGUACCAUAAUCUCUCUCGGCCACAUUUUUUGGCCACUCCUAGUUUCAGCCCUACCAACAAUGUCUCUAGGCCCCAAUCAUCAGCAUCCGGAGCUCCGCCCCUCCCGCCCCCCAUGCCUGCAACAUUCACCCCGCUUCCCCCUGCUCAAUGGAAUGAGCGGUCGGGAGGCAGCAGCAACAACCACUCACCAUCAGAAUCAUCCGCAUUAUCUACAACAAAAUCUCCACUGCGUCCUGUGAGUGUGGCAGUGAUGGAAGAGUUUAAACCUGAAGAAAAGGCAUCAAAUUCAAAGCGACCUCCUAGUGCUUAUUUUGAACCUCAACGAAAAAGCCCAGGAAAGCCACUCGUUUCUAUUGGUGCUUACCCAUCACCAAACCAAAGGCCAACACCUGUCAAAUUGGAGUUCCUCCCAACAAUAGGUAGUAAAGAUAAUGAAAUCAAUGGAGUGAAUGUGGUUGAUGGACCAUUAACAAGAGCAUGCCUACAAAAAGAACUUGAGUCCACUCUAUCCCGCUCAAAUUUACGUCAACGUCAUGCACCUCAGCAGCUACCCAUAGACCCUCCAUCAUCUUUUUCUGACACUAACUCAAUCAGUGCUUUAAAAACUGAGUCAACUUCUACUGAUAUUUCUACAGCUACUUUCACUACUACAACAAUCCAAAAUAAUGCCCCCAGCCCUAAAGCAUCUUUAUCCACCAAGUAUCGUGGUAUAAGACAGGAUGCUCCUGUCACCAUCAUUAUGAAAGGUGAUUGCGGCAAGGAGAACGAGGCACCUGAGUCCCCUCCUACAGGCAUCCUGAAGCCCUCAGGCCCACCUUCCAUCAGGCCCCUGCAGAAGUCUAUAUCAUUUGGUGAUGUAACAACAGUAGGUGAAGAUGAUCCUCGGACGUAGUAGUUGAGAAGAACUGUAUACAAAUAGGCCCCGGACCCUCUCCCUAACAAGGACUGUGCUAUGAUCCCCUAUGCUGAUGCCAUACAAAAAUCUUCUUUCCUUUCUGAUGUAAAAGUAGUUCAAUAGAAAUAAUAAUAAUAAUAAUAAUAAAAAGGAAUUCUUUACACAUGUAUAUACAGUAUCUGAAAACAGUACUAUUAAUGUAAUACCUGUAUUAUUUCCUAUACAUUCUGGUCAAUUUUUAUUUGAAUAGAAUCAUUAUCAGUACAGUACAGUACAGUAUUUUGUUUAAGAACUGUACAGUACAUUAUCCUGCAUAAGUCCAUGAGAACUUUGAGACUACAAUGAUUUUUUUCUUUAUUUUUUUUUUAUUAAUUUAGUUUUUGUUUUUGCAUUGAAGUCCAUUUAAAUUUACGCUUAGAUUAAGUUUGAAAUAUAUAUUCAGGUAACUCUGCCGUCUCUUUAUCUCUAUUACUAAGUUUAUUAAAUGUUUAUGAUGUAUAAUUCCUCAACUUAUGUAAGAAUUAUGUAUAUAUACAAACAUAUUUUAUGGUUUGGACUACUGUAUAAGUAAAGCAUGGUGUUAUGUACAUAUCACUGUUCCAUAGAUCAGUAUUUGGUACUGAGUACAUGUAUUUAAAGUGUUCACAAAUCUACACUAUAAAUAUUAGAAACCAAUAUACACCUUGUGUUCACUAACAGUUCAGAUUGAACCAAUAAAAAAUUAUAGAAGGAAA